UUGAGCCCAAGUUCAUUAUUGUCUUCUGCAUUUGUCUUUUAUUUUAUGAUAUAAGCCCAUCACUACGCUAGCAUCCAGCCAGCAUCCAUCUUACCACUUGUUGAUAUCCCAAAAUUACACCCACCGCUUGUUCUGGCUUGGUACGAUGAGGAAGAGAAAGAAGGUGAGCGGGCACUUUUCGCCCCUAUUCUAUCCUGUCAACUACAGUUUCCGUGUGACAUUCGGACUACUGGUUAGGUAUAGGCCGGGAGACUACACUCCACGGAAAUGCAACCCUGGACAGUCACCUCUUCUAGAUGGAAUCGAACCGACGUACGCUUCGGUGCGAGAGAAAGUCAUUCAGGUCUUCGCAGGUUCAUUUCUCCGGGUUAAUAAGUAUGAUGCUCGUGAUCCUGAUGCGAGGCGCUGGACUGUCAAAGCGAAUAUGAUAGCCACACCUUUGCCUCACAAUCGACUAGACGAACAUGUCAACGUCUUGGGGUUUUGUCCCAUGGAUAUCGUUAGUCCAGUUAUACGUCCCCAGGAGAAACCCAGAAUGAACUCUUUUGCAGAGAUCGAGUAUAUGCUACGCAUACUACGCAAAAAUUUCAAGGUCAUUGUUAAUUCGACCUGCGGGCUGCAUGUGGAGAUCGGAUGUUUUACCAGACUACAACACGGCCGUUGCAUCAAUAAUGGGUUCCCACUGCAGACUCUCCGCAACUUCGCUCAGCUUGUUACCCUGUUUGAAGUUGAACUCAAUGCGCUUCAUCCCGUGGACCGUGCACUGUAUGCGGAUUAUUGCCAACUUCCUAGUCAGCUCACAAAGAAGUCGCAAGACCCGGUUACCUUAUUGGACAGAUGCAAUGAUCAUACUACUUUACAUGAAACCUGGCAGCAAGGCAUAGCUAUGUCUGAUCCUUUGUUCAACGAAGCCCCGCCUGCAUAUAGCUUUUCCAAUAUGCUAGGUAACCCAGGCACGGGGAGCAAACACUGCUCUCCAGGCAUGAUUGAGUUCCGUCAACAUGCAGGCACAAUAGAUCCCGAGAAAGUUUACCACUGGGUCAAAGUUGCCGCACAGUUAGUGCGUUUUGCCCAUGAAUGUGGACUGGGAGGGCUACCUGCAUCACUGCUCCGAAAUCUCGAUGAAGAGAGGCAUUGCCCGAGCGGCCAGUUCGACACAAUAAGUUUCCUCAGAACUAUUGGUGCUAUUGAGCAGGCGGAAUACUAUCGAGAUAAGCUGAGGCAGUAUCCUCGACCACUACCACGACACUUCGACUACCAAGAGCAGACAGAUAUCAGAGCUAGGUCUGAUCUGGAUAUCGCUUACCCCGGAUGCUCAAGUCAAUAGUCACGCAGAAGAGAAGGUUACAAAGAAAAGGAUGGAAACUAGGGAAUUGAAGUCCUUCAAAGACGCUUCGCUGGCUCGUGAUCAUGGGAGGAUUAAGGGAGGCUCUUAACGAUAUGAUAUUGCAUACUAGGAACUCGAUGGUUCCAGUAUGCAUACUUUUCUAGUUAGAUUCAUUGUUUCGUGCCAAUGUUAAGUUGAUCUCCCAGCUCCGACGUCUGCACAGGCCCGUCGGAGAGCUCCGAUACUUAAGACGCCAAUGCCGGUACCGGUGGGCCAUUUGUGUCCAAAAGACAAGAACAAUAUCAUUUAGACUGAUAAGAACCAC
This is a messenger RNA of Paecilomyces variotii, 1652 nucleotides long. RefSeq names its product putative amidoligase enzyme-domain-containing protein. The transcript has a single exon. The coding region runs from base 146 to 1327 and encodes 393 amino acids. Lineage: Eukaryota; Fungi; Ascomycota; Eurotiomycetes; Eurotiales; Thermoascaceae. The record is from RefSeq and is a predicted model, not a curated record.